CUGGGCUGGGCUGGGUGGAGCAGCUGAAACUCAAAGACAUCAGCCGGGAUCGAUAAGUGCCGCAGCAUCGCGAAGCCGGGCUCCUGUAGAGCGGCUGUAACAUUGGGAGCGGGGCAUCGUUUCACUGGCAGGCUGAACGCUCUCUGACACACCACACAGCCACCAACUCCUCUCAACAUUUCCACGCAGAACUCCGGCACACUUACAGACAACAACUCACUUCUACACCUGCAAGCUUUGUUCCCCACCCGCAGAGACUUUUCAAACCCAACUUCCCCCCCCUCCACCGCACCAACACGUUUUAACAGGUUAUUCUCCAGCGGGCUGUUCCCGGAGGAAGACCCGACGCCGCUCGUCGAUCAGCGGGACAGGGGGAAACAUGUGUGGCCGCGACUGCAGGACGGCCGCUCUUCUCGCCUCGCUGCUUCUGGGGCUUGCUCAACUUGACGAAGCGUGCGUCAGCGAUUCCAUGGUUGUGGUCAUACACCGUCGUACAAUUAAAGCAGGAGAUCUAAUUUCAAAAGUGGAUUUGGAUAACUGCCAACAUGAGACUUUGCUGAUCAGCACCAAUGAUCCUGCUAUCAAUGUGGAGCUUGAUGGCUCAUUGUACGCAGCUCGUGACCUCCAUGUUACUUCUGAUCCAAUGACCUUCAAUGUCCAGCUCCAAGAUUCGGUGACACUGAAGACAUGGAUUAUCCAAGUCCAGCUGCAGUUUCAGCAGUUACAGUCUGUUUUGCAGAGGCAGGUUCGGAAGCGGCGAGCUGUCCUACUGCGCCGUCAGAAAAGACGUUGGAGACCUCGUCCCUUCACCAUCACUGAGAAUGACAUUGGUCCUUUCCCCAAGCGUGUUCAACUUAUAAAGUCGGAAUUUGAGAAGGAUUACAAAAUAAGAUACGAAAUAUCGGGUCAAGGGGUUGAACUUUCUCCAGUUGGCCUGUUAACUAUAAAUCCCGAAACUGGUGAAAUUCAGGCGAUGAGGUCUGUGGAUCGAGAGGAAUAUCCAGUAUUAAAACUGACUGGAUUUGCAAGGUUUUCCCCUGAGCAACCUCUCGAUCUGACUAUUAAAAUCCUUGAUGUGAAUGAUAAUGUCCCUGAAUUUAAUGAGAGGGUGUUCAUAGCGCAAGUGCCUGAGUGUUCAGCAAUUGGUACAUCAGUGCUGAACCUCACUGCCACAGACCGAGAUGAACCCAGAACCCUAAAUACAAUGCUGAGGUAUCGGAUUGUGACCCAGGUACCUUCCUCCAAAUUUGGGGUGCUGUUCUCCGUCAAUGAAAAGACAGGCGAAAUCAAAACCAACAGCAAUAAGCUAAAUCGAGAGGAACACGAAAAGUACACCCUCACGGUUGAAGUCAGAGAUAUGGAUGGAGAGCCUUACGGGCUACACUCAACCGGGACAGUAGUCAUCGAAGUUACUGAUAUGAAUGAUCACGCACCAACAUUCAAAGAGUCCAGAUACACCAUUAAUGUAAAGGAAGCUGAAAGCGACAUAAUGGUCCUCCGACUGCCCAUUGAGGACAAGGAUGUAGAAAACACAAGUGCGAGCAGAGCCGUGUUCAAAAUCAUCAAGGGGGAUGAGAAGGAGAAUUUCAACGUAACUACUGAUCCCGAAACCAAUGAUGGCCUCUUGUACGUUGUCAAGCCACUGGAUGCAGAAACAGUCUCCUUGAUCCAAUUGGAAGUUGCAGUGGAGAAUGAGGCACCUCUGGUUGGGAGCUCCACCGGGAUGCAAGUCACCAGGGUAACCGUCAACGUGAUAAAUGUGGAUGAAGGCCCAGAGUUCGAACCCCACAUCAAGCAGCUGUGGACAGAGGAGAACGUCCCCCUGGGCAGAGUCCUGGGAUCUUACACAGCGAAAGAUCCUGAGACAAAGAGCAGCAAAGGCAUCAGGUACCGCAAGUUAAGUGACCCCGCAGAAUGGAUCUCCAUUGAUUCCAAAACUGGACAGAUCCAAACAAUAGCCAUACUGGACAGGGAGUCUUCAUAUGUAAAAAACAACAAGUACAAUGUCACAGUGCUCGCCAUUGAAGAUGUUCCGUCGAGAACAGCCACUGGGACUGUGGUGAUAAACCUGAUCGAUGUCAAUGACAACAGGCCAAUUAUCUCCAAUAAAGACCUGCACAUUUGUGAGAAUGGAGAUCAACAGUUUGUGAAUAUUUCAGCGGAGGAUCUUGAUGCAUCACCCAACGCUGCUCCAUUUACAUUUCUCCUGGCAGAUGACCCACCUGAGAUUAAAAACAAGUGGAAGAUCUUCAACCAAAUGGGAUCCUUUGCUUAUAUGAAGCCAGUGGAUGAUAUGAUCCCUGGUUACUUUGAAGUUCCCAUCAUUGUCCAGGAUCAGCAACACCACGAGAGCAAAGAAACGUUGAAGAUCAUUAUCUGCGAAUGUCCUAACGGGCAACAUUGCACUGGCAGACUUUCAUCAAAAAAGGCUGUUCUCGGUGGUCUGGGAAUCCUUAUGAUGUUUUUGGCUGCUUUGCUACUGCUUUGCUUACUCGUAGCAGCAUUCGCAUUGCACUGCGGGCGAGAUAAAAGUAGAAAGCCUCCAUUCGUUCCCAGCAGCCAAUAUCAGCAGAGCCUCAUUGUCUCCAAUGAAGAGGGUGGUGGUCAGCAAGAUAUGAAUCUUACGGCAUUGGAUAUCACUGGGAAUCACGGUGAAAAUGUCGGACAAUUUGGCAGGUUCCAAACGGGACACGAUGACAAAAUUGGGACUGAUAUCCAGGGCUUUGCAGUUGGUGGCACGUCAGGCAUCAACUCCGGUUCACAGGUGGUGAUCAAGGAAAUAAUUGAUGGAGUGUGUUAUGAUCAGCAUGGUAUGAUGAUCGUGGACUCGGUGGAUGGUACAACAGCCACAUUUGGUCGAAGGAAGAGUCAUGGUCUGAUGGAGAUUCUUCGAUCUCAAGUUGACCAGGUGUAUGAAGAGGAGCAGGAAGAGAUUGGGGUACCUUAUGAUUAUGUACAUGAAUAUAUUCACGAAGGGCGCAAUUCGGUUCAUGGGUCCGUUGGCAGUGAUGUGUUCGACACCAGAGGACUGGAAUACGUGCCGAAUUUGGUACCCAAGCAUGGAACCAUGACCAGCAUUUCUUUAAAGAAAUAACGGACACAUUUGAUCCUUAGCCAACUCAAACUGCUUCACUUCUGUAAACUCUUGCAAAUGUUAUUUGGGGAAGUUCGGUGCAGGUGGAUGCUUCAAUCAGAAGGCUUGCAAUCUUGGUUGCUGCCUUGCAUUCCUUUGAUACCUUCACUGCAGUCGAUCAGUUCACCAAGUUACCUGACUUACCUGUAUAGUAUGUUUUUAAAAAAAAAAUCCUGCAAUGAAGAUGCAUCUCACAGUUUUACUCUUGACCAGCACAAUAGGAGGCUUGGUACAUUUUAGUUUGAAUCUAUAAAGUGUAUGUUAAAUUGUAAAGCUAUUGUAAAAUAUUAUUUCUAUAGAAGGAAUUUUUAUAUGGGAAUGUGAGGAAAUACUCAGUUGGUUGUCUUCCUUGGAAUGAAAUAGGCUGGGGUGGGACCUGUUUGGGAUGUACAAAGUUAUGAGGGGCAUAUGUAGGGUUAAUAGUAAGUCACAUUUCUCCGUGGCAGUGGUUCUUAAAACCAGAGGGUUUUGGUUUAAGGUAAGGGGGUGUAAAGUUCAGCAGGGGAUGCAAGAAAGGAUUUUUUUUCCACCCAGAGGGUGGGGUUGGAAUCUGGAACACACUGCCUGACAGGGUGGUAGAGGCAGAGACACUCACAGCAUUUGAAAAGCGUUUUGAAUCGCCAAAGGGUAGAAGGCUACAGACCAAAAGCUGGUAAGUGGGAUGUGUUGACAGGUCCUUGAUGGUCAGCACAGACAUGGUGGGGCAAAGAGCCUAUUUCUGUGCUGUAAGACUCUGCUUAUAAGAAACGAGGCCCAGAGGGGUCUCAAACCACUCUUUCCCCUUACAGUAAGAUGGUGGUGAUUUGAGCUUCACUUUACUGGCCACUCCCCAAAAAUCUGUCCAUCUCAACCUUGAGUAUUCAAUGGCUCCACCUCCACAGAUCUUCGACAUCAAACAUUCCACAGAUCUACCACCCUCGGAGAGAAAUUCCUUCUGUCUUGACCUGAAACUCUGCCUCCUGGUUCUAGAUUCCCCCACAAGGGGAGACAUGCUCUCAGCAUGCACCCUGUGAGUUCUUUCAGAAUCCCAAAUAUGUCAAAGGGAUUUAGCAAUAUGUUUCAAUGCCCAAACUGGCUUAAUGUCACCAAAGUAACCUUAAUUGUUUUUUGAAGUAGCGUGAUGCUUUCAAUGCAGGUUUUAUUUUGUAAUGGGUUGAUCUGGGGACUGGAUUCCAGAGCAGGUUAUGUGAAGGGUGGGAGCUUUCCAAUUCCUCCUGAUUGCUACAAGCAAAAUGUUGGAGGAACUCAAGGUCAGGCAGAAUCCACAGCAGGAAGUGGACAGUUGACGUUUUGGGUCAAGAGAAAUGGUUGCAUUUCUCCCCACAGAUGCUGAGUUCCUCUGGCAUUUUGGUUGUUGUUCCAAAUUCCAGCAUCUACAGCCUCUUGAGGCUGUUUCUGGUUGCCAUUCUGUUGCCACUUGCUGCUAACUCACUCUGUUGCUGUUCAGUGGGAAAGCAGUUUGGUCUGCUGAGGUCUACCCUGCUUGCAUUCACUUGGAGUGCUGGACUGUAAGAACCACUGUGCCUGAGGACCCAUUCCCAUCCACAAUGUAGCAGAGUUCAGGGGAAGGUCUGUGAUUGUCAAAUGGGAUUUAGUGUUUACUGUAGGACACAUUUGAGUGUUCAGCUUGUCCGUUAUCUACCUAUUCUCGAUGUGAGUGCUGCCACUGAGCAUACUGUUUGUUCCUAAGAAAGUAGUGGAGAGCUGCUGUGGUAUGAUCCAAGACCAAGAUUAUCUAAGUAUUGUUCAUAUUGGUGCCAUGGGCUCCUGGAAGCUUAAAUUUCUUAAUGGAAGAUCUGAUAGCUAAGUUCUCAGUAGAGGUACAACUAGGUUAUCUCCCUAAACCUCUUUGUCCUCUAUCCCUGAUUCAAGAUACGCUUUAAAACUGUCCAAGGUUUAUUUCUCCAGAAUGGCACAUUCUAUUUGAGUUCACUCCAGUGAAGUGCCUGGGGACACUUUACCACAUUAACAGUGUUAUAUAAAUGCAAGUGUUGAGAUUAAAUCAGCAAAAAGGCCAGCCUUUUAAAUAUAAUGAGCACAUUUAGCAAUACAGUUCUACAAAAAUACUCCACAGAUCAGGGAGCAGCUGAGGAACGAGAAGCAGUUAACGUUUCAGUUCAAUAACUUUUUGACAUAAUUGCAUAUGGCAUUGGGUCUUAACUAAAAAGUAAGCAGCUGUUUUAUUGAAGGGCAAGAAACUUGUCUUAAUUCUUUACAUUAAAGAGCAAAAUGUUAUCUUUCCCUUUUUUAAGAAAUAAAAUGUGUUUCACUGUUAAGUCUUGGUCCCCAUAUUGUGCUCCCAGAUUCCACCAAAGGCAGGUAGGCUUUCUGUUCCAAUUCAUUCAUGGGACGUGGAUGUCACUGGUGAGACUGGCAUUGAUUGCCCUGAACUGAUUGUGCUGAGUCUUUCCAGCAGACAGUUAAGGGUCCACUGCAUUGCUGAGGGUCUGGAGUUGAACGUGGUGUUGGGGAGAUUCUUCCUCUUGAAGGCUGAUGGCAAAACAGAUUUUAUUUUAAUGACUUUGGUCAGUGUUACUGAGAUUUGAACUUGUGCAUCCCAGUAGAGACUUGAACUUGUGCCUCUGUUUAGAGGGAUACGGGACCAAACGUGGGCAAAUGGGUCUAGUGUAGAUGGGAAGAACAAACAACCUGCUGGAGGAGCUCAACAGGUCGAGCAGCAUCUGUGGGAGGAAAGGAACUGUCGACAUUUUGGAUCGAAACCCUGCAUCAGGACCCAAACAUCGACAAUCCCUUUUCCCCCAUAGAUGCUGCUCCAUUCACUGCGUUCUUCCAGCAGAUUGCUUGUUGCUCAGGAUCUGCAGUCCCUUGUGUCUCUGGCUUAGAUGGGAAUCUUGGUUGGCAUGGACCGGUUGGGCCGAAGGGCCUGCUUCUGUGCUGUAUGAUCCUGUGACUCUGCACCAUUAGCAACCAUUCCCUCAAUGUUGGUUCCCAAUAUUUCCCUUGGUUUUUCCUUCAAAAUGUAAUUUACUGGUGCAGUGCUUAAAAAUGUGAUACCUAAUGUAGAUGCAGAGUCAAUGAAUGUAGUCACUUGUGUUUCUGAUUGCAACAUUUGUCUUUACUGUGUGUUGUUCUUGAAAUAGAAGGUAAAUACAAUUUGGGCUUCCAUGGUUUUCUUUGCUGUAACUGCUAGCAAACCACUUUUAACUCAAUAUGAGAAACUUGUUUUUUUAAACAUAAUGUGGUAUGAAUAAUGUGCUAAUGACCUAGAAAAAAUGUGCUAUUCAUAAAGGAUUGGCUAGGCAUUUGGGUAAAAUUUACAGGGCUACUGUGAAUAACUGGAGAAAAAAGAAUGAAUGGGUUGCAUUACAGUGAGCUGGCGUAGACAAUGGGUUGAAUGGCCUCCUUUAUAUAUUGCCAGGUAUUUUAAACUUUGUGCAAACUUCCUACGGGAGUUUCAGCUGUUAAGAUAAGAAGGUAAGAUAAGAUCUUUAUUAGUCAUGUGUACAUCAAAACACAGUGAAAUGAGUCGUACUGAUGCUAUAUUAGUUCUCAAUGGUGUUCACCUUAAUGUGAUAAGAUAUCUUUUAGUCAUAUGUACAUUGAAACACACAUCUGAUUUUUGUAUACUUGUAAAAUAAAAUUGCCCUUGUACAU
Molecule: messenger RNA, 6748 nt
Organism: Pristis pectinata (smalltooth sawfish)
Lineage: Eukaryota; Metazoa; Chordata; Chondrichthyes; Rhinopristiformes; Pristidae
Gene: dsc2l
Product: desmocollin 2 like
Exons: 16
Coding region: 380-3094 (904 amino acids)
Biological process (GO): adherens junction organization; calcium-dependent cell-cell adhesion; blood vessel morphogenesis
Cellular component (GO): lamellipodium; adherens junction; presynaptic active zone membrane
Molecular function (GO): cadherin binding; calcium ion binding
Source: RefSeq, a predicted model, not a curated record